UCAGUCCUCAUGUAGCUGGGGCCUAAAGGUGUGAGGGCACCUGACUCCAGGGGUCCCAAGCAGACCAGAUUCGUCCCCUGGCCACUGACAAAAUCCAGAGGCAGAGAAAUGACUGAGGAUGAAACCAGGAAGGAAUUAAUUUCCGUGAGGCCAACACCCAGAAGACCACAGGCCAGCAACCCACAGACCAUCUCUUAGUGCUGAGAAUACUUGUGAGGAAUUCAGGAAGGGCUUAGCUGGACGGUUUAUUUUUGCUUCUCUGCCAAGCCAGCUUCCUCACUCACAGGACAAGGCCUCACCACUUCUUGACCUCUCUCUGCAAGUGAUGCCAUACCCUCCAGGACUCCCCUGCAUGCUUUGGGCUUCUCACAGCUGGUCAUUGCAGUUCAGAUUUGCAGAAGCGGUGGCGAUGCUAUCGGGCACCCAGGCAGCGCCUGCGGGAUUCGAGGACGCGGAGCUGCGGUGCCGCGUGGCUCUGGAGGAGCUGAGCCCAGGCGGGCAGCCGCGAAAGCGCCAGGCCUUACGCUCUGCGGAGCUGAGCCUGGGGCGGAAUGAGCGCCGCGAGUUGCUGCUGCGGCUGCAGGCGCCUGGGUCCGAGGGGCGGCCGCGCUGCUUCCCUCUGCGGGCCGCGCGUCUCUUCACGCGCUUUGCGGCGGCGGGACGCAGCACACUGCGGCUCCCCACCGACGGCGUCCCCGGGGCAGGCGCUGUGCAGCUGCUGCUCUCCGACUGUCCCCCCGACCGCCUGCGACGCUUCCUGCGCACGCUGCGCCUCAAGCUGGCCGCGGCCCCGGGGCCCGGGCCGGCCUCCGCCCGGGCGCAGCUACUGGGACCGCGGCCCCGCGACUUCGUCACCAUCAGCCCCGUGCAGCCCGAGGAGAUGCAGCGCGCGGCGGCCACCCGGGUCCCGCAUGCCACGCCAGUGAAGCGGCCCCUGGAACCCCAGGCGGGAGCCAAGCCCAGCACUGAAGCCCCAAGAUGGCCCUUGCCUGUGAAGAGGCUGAGCUUGCCCCCAACAAAACCACAGCUUUCUAAGGAGCAGGCUGCUGUGCUAAGGGUUGUCCUGAAAGGCCAGAGCAUCUUCUUCACUGGGAGUGCAGGGACAGGGAAGUCUUAUCUGCUGAAGCGUAUCCUGGGCUCACUGCCUCCCACAGGUACUGUGGCUACUGCCAGCACUGGGGCGGCAGCCUGCCACAUCGGGGGUACCACGCUCCAUGCUUUUGCAGGCAUCGGCUCAGGCCAGGCUCCCCUAGCCCAGUGUGUGGCCCUGGCCCAGCGGCCAGCUGUGCGGCAAGGCUGGCUGAACUGCCAGCGGCUAGUCAUCGAUGAGAUCUCCAUGGUGGAGGCUGACCUGUUUGACAAGCUGGAAGCAGUGGCCAGAGCUGUCCGGCAACAGGAUAAGCCUUUUGGAGGGAUCCAGCUCAUCAUCUGUGGGGACUUCCUACAGCUGCCACCUGUAACCAAGGGCUCCCAGCCCCCAAAGUUCUGCUUUCAGGCCAAGAGCUGGAAAAGGUGUGUCCCAGUGACUCUGGAGCUGACCGAAGUGUGGAGGCAGGCAGACCAGAACUUCAUCUCUCUGCUGCAAGCUGUCAGGCUGGGAAGGUGCUCAGACGAAGUGACCCGCCAGCUCCAGGCCACAGCCUCCCACAAGGUGGGGCGAGAUGGGAUUGUGGCCACAAGGCUCUGCACUCACCAGGAUGACGUGGCCCUCACCAAUGAGAGGCGACUACAGGAACUACCAGGUGAGAUGCACACCUUUAAGGCCAUGGACAGCGACCCUGAGCAAGCUCGAACCCUGGAUGCCCAGUGUCCUGUUAGCCAGAUUCUUCAACUAAAGCUGGGCGCCCAGGUGAUGUUGGUAAAGAACUUAGCAGUGUCCCGGGGCCUGGUGAAUGGUGCCCGGGGCGUGGUCAUUGGGUUUGAGACUGAGGGGAGAGGGCUGCCCCAGGUGCGGUUCCUGUGUGGAGUCACUGAGGUCAUCCGCGCUGACCGCUGGACGGUGCAGGCCACGGGGGGCCAGCUCCUCAGCCGGCAGCAGCUGCCCCUCCAGCUGGCCUGGGCAAUAUCCAUCCACAAGAGCCAGGGCAUGUCCCUGGACUGCGUGGAGAUCUCUUUGGGCCGUGUGUUUGCCAGUGGCCAGGCCUACGUAGCCCUUUCCCGGGCCCGCAGCCUGCAGGGCCUGCGCGUGCUGGACUUUGAUCCCAUGGUGGUUCGUUGUGAUCCCCGUGUGCUGAGCUUCUAUGCCGCCCUGCGGAGGGGCAGGGGCCUCAGCCUGAAGUCUCCAAAUGAUGAUGAGGCAGCCUCAGACCAAGAGAAUGAGGACCCAAACCUUUGAGCCUCAAAGAGAAGACAAAUGGUGGUCUCCCCUUCUACCUCCUCCCUAGUGGGCCAGGGCCCCUGGAAAUAACUGGGGGAGGAUAGCCAGUGUCUCUUUCUGCCUUCUGCAGGGCUCUCAGUCUCCUGGCAGGGCACAAGGGAGAGCACUUUCCACCCAUUUGCCAGCUGUGCCUCAGUUUCUCUCCUUGUCCUGGGUGAGCUACUUCCAGGAAGAGGAGAAACCCUUUUCAGGCCAGUUGGGAAUGGGCCUAUGGUAGCACCCGGUGUUCCAGAACAAAGCUGUCUGUGAGGGCUGGCCCAGGGCCACGCGGUUGUGAAUGGUGCUUUCUUGGAGCUGCAGAGGGGAGAGGCAGUGAAGACAGGUACUCCAGGAGCAGGAAUAGGCUAUAGGAGCCCUGGACUGGGAGACUCUGGGCAAAUACAGGCCCCAAACAGAGAAGGGAACUGGGGUUAGUUUCAUAGGUAGGCCCAGGCUACACAGGCCAGGACAAACCCCUUCCUGAGCCUAACCUGAGAACACUCAAUGCAAACCAUGUGCCUGUAUCUUAAGCUCCUUUUUUGGAGAAGAAAUAGUAUUUAGGGGUAUUGAGAUGGAUGUUCUCAGAUUACAUUUAUUUAGGCCAAAUAAACUUGUGAGUUGUAUAAGGACUAUGAGUUGAGUCAUCUGCUCUCUUUAAGAAGGCAUCCCUGCCUGGAAGACGAGCUACACCUGUAGCCAGGGCCCUCUCCCCAUGGGUGCACACAAGGUGUUUGCUACAUCAUGACACCCUUAUGUGAGUUUUUGUUAGGAUCACUGGUUAUUUGGAAAGCUGAGUUACCCGAGAUUGGUGACUCACAAUGAAAUGACAAGGUGAAUCACUGUUGCCCAGGGUUCAGACAAGGACACAGAAGAGAAUUCACACGGCAGGAUAUGGGCCUUCCGUCUCCUCUCUGGUUGCGUAGUCAUGGGGGUUUCCCAUUCUUCCCCUCCACUCUCCAGAGGAAGGCUGGAGAGAAGUUAGCAGGUGAACAAGUUGGAGAAAGGCAUUUAGGAAAAGGGAACUGUACGGUACAGAGGCACAGAGGUGUGAAAGAUGGAGCUUAACGUUCUGCUUUAUUAGACUCGAAAGCAAGACAAAAUGGCAGUUGGGUGAGUCCGGCAUAUUCCUAAGGGUGCUCAACAUGGGGAGGGGUGGAUAGAACCCCUCUGGGGAGAAAGAGGGUCUCUUGGAGUCCCACUUCCAGCUAGGCACCACUUGUAUCCUGGGCCUGAGAGCGUGACCUGCCUUGGAUGGUAAUUAGCAACUUACAGUUCUAUCUCCUAGAAUGAGCCAGAGCCCUUGGGAUGGAGAGACCUGGCUUAGAUGUCUGAGUUCCCCCAUGGCACUCCACACCAUGACUCCAGAAAGGAAAUACUUCACAAAAUGUUUGAUAGGGGCGCCUGGGUGGCUUAGUGGGUAAAGCCUCUGCCUUCGGCUCAGGUCACGAUCCUAAGGCCCUGGGA
This is a messenger RNA of Mustela erminea (ermine), 3820 nucleotides long. RefSeq names its product PIF1 5'-to-3' DNA helicase (gene PIF1). Bases 326 to 2335 code for a protein of 669 amino acids. NCBI's taxonomy places the organism in Eukaryota, Metazoa, Chordata, Mammalia, Carnivora, Mustelidae. Gene Ontology annotation, molecular function: DNA helicase activity. Gene Ontology annotation, biological process: DNA repair; telomere maintenance. The record is from RefSeq and is a predicted model, not a curated record. The transcript has 14 exons.